Molecule: messenger RNA, 276 nt
Organism: Colletotrichum abscissum
Lineage: Eukaryota; Fungi; Ascomycota; Sordariomycetes; Glomerellales; Glomerellaceae
Exons: 1
Coding region: 1-276 (91 amino acids)
Source: RefSeq, a predicted model, not a curated record
AUGCCCGUCGGAAACAGCGACCAGAACGCAGGCGUCACGGGCGGCGCCAAGUUCGUCACCUCGGCCCUAGGCAACACCGUCGGCGGCGUGACCCGCACCGUCGGCAACGUCACCGGCGCCGCGACCCAGGGCGUCGGCGACACCAUCACCAGCGCGACCGGGUCCGCUGGCCGCCCUGUAGGUGAUGGGAUUGCCAACCUCGGACAGGGAUUGUCGGGCGCGCUGAACUCUGUUGGCAAGGGCGCCGAGGAUGCUGGGCAGUGGAAGAGAUCCUGA